AGAGGCAGAAAGCAGGCAAGCUCCUUCCGACAUAAACACUUUCCCCCCAUUUCUUCAAGCCUCACUGCGUCAUCAUUACUCCCUUCACGUGCUUGGUUGCACCGCAACAGGGAGCUCCUUCCCCGCGAGUGACAUCAUGCAGCUAUGACAAGCUCUCAGCGUCAAGACAUAAGUUACAAGAGCUUUCCUUUUCUCCUUCCGAUUGUUCAUUCCACUCAUACUCACAUUCAGUUUUAUCAAUUGACAAUCUCUCUCUUCAAGCAACCACGAACAACUCAACCUUUCCCACCAACAAAACAACCCAUCACCACCAUGUCUUUCCUCACCAAGAACGUCAUCCGCCGUGCGGCUCUCGCUCCUCGCGUCAUUGCUUUCCAAGCUCCCCGAACAUUCACCACUAGAUUCGCCCUGCAGCGAACUGCUACCGAUGCUGUCAAGGACACUGCUCAAAAGGUCGAUCGUGUUGUGAGCGAUAAGAUUGUCGAUGGCAUUGAGGCUGGACAGGAGGCUGCUGCCACCGUUACCAAAAAGACCCAAGAGCUCAAGGGAGAUGCUUCUGCUAAGGCUCAAGAGCUAAAGGGUGAGGCUGCUGGCAAGACCGAGGAGCUCAAGGGCGAGGCCAAGGGCGCUGCUGAGCAGGCCAAGGGCAAGGCAAAGGGUGCCGCUGAGGAGGCUAAGCACAAGUUGUAAGCGAAGAAAUGCUUCAACUUGUCAAGAUCGAGAAGGGAAAUAAUAAAUAUCAGACCCAAUGACGGUCUGUUGUACAAUUACAAGCCAUGCAUCAUACGGUUAGGCGAUCAAUCAUAAUGCAUUAUUUUUUUUCCAUUCGA
This is a messenger RNA of Fusarium graminearum PH-1, 830 nucleotides long. RefSeq lists its product as uncharacterized. The transcript has 2 exons. NCBI's taxonomy places the organism in Eukaryota, Fungi, Ascomycota, Sordariomycetes, Hypocreales, Nectriaceae. The record is from RefSeq and is a predicted model, not a curated record. Bases 313 to 690 code for a protein of 125 amino acids.